Messenger RNA from Desarmillaria tabescens, 918 nucleotides. RefSeq lists its product as uncharacterized. NCBI's taxonomy places the organism in Eukaryota, Fungi, Basidiomycota, Agaricomycetes, Agaricales, Physalacriaceae. The record is from RefSeq and is a predicted model, not a curated record. Bases 1 to 918 code for a protein of 305 amino acids. Gene Ontology annotation, molecular function: ubiquitin protein ligase activity. Gene Ontology annotation, cellular component: nucleus. The transcript has 9 exons.
AUGACGAAACACAGCAAGAACAAUACAGCAUCUUCAAUAUUUUCCUACGCCGAAUAUAAGAAGCUCGACUACGGGACGAAAAAGCAACGCCUCGGAAAUGAGUCUAUGCGGACGCUUCGAUUCCUCGCUCGGGAGCCUCUGUCAUGCAACGAGGGGCAUCUUUUCUGUAAAGAAUGCGUGUACACUGACCUCCUCACACAGAAGAAGGAUAUCAAACGACAGAAAGAGAAACUGGAAAUGAUGAAGAAGGAGGCUGAGGAGGAAAAGGAGCGGGCUAGGCAAGCAGCGCGCGAACGGGUUAUUCUGGAAUUUGAAAAGGGCCAGUUGGGGCUUGCGGCUGUAUCAGCAACAGGGACGACGUCUGCUGGGGAGUCAAAAGAGGACGGCCGGGGAACCAAGCGCAAAUUCGCAUUUGAUUCGUCCAAGAUAGAACGAGAACAGGCGGCAGCCCUACGGAACAAGCUACCAGAUUUCUGGCUACCAUCUUUGACGCCUACCUAUUCAUCUGUUGGGCCACCUCAGACCGUCAAGGACGUGAAGCUCCAGACUACAUGCAGGGGUGGGAAUCCUGCUCAUUCAAUCGCGUUGAAGAAUCUCAUUCCAGUCAAAUUCAUCUUCUAUUCCAAGACGAAAUCUGCUGGUUCUGAGACGGCUGGAAAGAAUGAUGAAUCUCAGCCGAUGUGCCCGUCCUGCAAAAAGAUCUUGUCUAACAGCAUGCUCAUGUUCCUCAUGAAACCCUGUGGUCAUGUGGUUUGCAAAACAUGCACUGAAUCAUUAGUACGGCCUUCCCAACAGUGUAUCGUUUGCGAUGUCAAAUUGUCAGAGAAGGAUGUCAUAGAACUAAAAAGAGAAGGAACGGGAUUCGCUGGGGGAGGCCUCGCAGAAUCAUCGAAAACAGGUGUUGCUUUCCAAGGGUAA